This is a messenger RNA of Fusarium keratoplasticum, 2226 nucleotides long. Its product is annotated as HET domain-containing protein. The coding region runs from base 1 to 2226 and encodes 741 amino acids. The record is from RefSeq and is a predicted model, not a curated record. Lineage: Eukaryota; Fungi; Ascomycota; Sordariomycetes; Hypocreales; Nectriaceae. The transcript is spliced from 2 exons.
AUGCCAUCGCCGAAUCUUUGCUCCGCUUGUUCUGGCAUCUUUGAGGGACAUUACGUGCCUUCAAACGUGCUGCAAGAACGCAAACUACUUGCUCUCGAGGGAGCCGCCUUUGUUCCUUCAGGAUUCACAACAGGCACAACGGAAUGGAGAGUAAGGCUAGAUUCUGGCCCAGGUCCGGAUGAUCCUCCAAAGCCAUACGUCCAUCAUACAAUACAAGCUCUGGAGGAGUCUGCAAAUGCUUGCGUGCUCUGCGCCAUGAUCUGGCUGCGGCUGCAGCAAGACAUUCACCCCAUAACGUUGGCAGAGCUACAGCAGGAUGACGUUGUCGGUAUCCCGGCUAUCGAGGCAGGAGAGACUUCUUAUUGCGGCAGCUUCGUUCUUGGAAUAUGUUUUUCGAAAGUUGAAGGCGAGAAGCUUGUUGGGCGCCAGUUCCAUUCGUUUCGUGCCUUCAAGGCAAUCAAAAUAAAUGCAGACAAUAGAGAUACUUGGAGGCCCAAGUUUGACCGACAAGUAACACUGGAACGCAUCAGGACCUGGCUCGAGUUGUCUACCCAAAGCCUGAACUUGGCACCUCGGUUACCAACGAGAUUGCUUCAUUGUCAAGCAUCUGCACCUUCUCAAGACCCGAUAGUUAGGCUUGUCGAUGCUCACGAUCUGGGCCCGUCGACUAGAUAUGCUGCCCUCAGUCAUCGCUGGGGCGAAAUACAACCGCUCAUGCUGAAGCAUGAGUUGGUCGAUGCCUUCUACUCCGACAUUCCCUUUACGGCCAUCCCGACUACUUUCCAAGACGCAAUCAAGUUAGCCAGCACCCUGGAUAUCCAGUACAUCUGGAUUGACUCCCUCUGCAUCAUUCAAGAUUCAAAGGAAGACUGGGAUGCUGAAGCCGCACACAUGGCAUCCGUCUAUUCUCAGGCGUAUGUCACUAUCUCUGCCACGGCUGCCAAAGAUUCAUCUGCAGGGUUGAAGCAAGACUCGAUGCUAAAACACCCUUGCGAAAUCACACCGACGUGGACUGGCUUCGAGGACUCUGAAAUGCCAACGACAACAACUAUGAGGCUCAUCGACAGAUCUGCUUUCUGCGACCAGGUCUUAUCGCAGCCCCUUUUCCGUCGAGGAUGGGUCUUUCAGGAAUGGAUUCUCUCUCCAAAGACCCUUCACGUUGCUAGUGACCAGCUCUGGUGGACAUCUGCUUCCGACAUGACUUCUGGGGGAUUUGCCUCGCACGAGACGUGUGAAGGGUUUGCUUUUGACGUUAAACAACAGUUCACCCGCACCAUGCCCCUUGGAACCCUCUACUUAAUGGGAGGCAAGAGCGCCGAGAGCCUACGGCCGGUCUGGCAUCAGCUUCUGCAGGAUUACCUAUCGCGAUUUUUCACCUUUGAGUCGGAUCGUCUGAUUGCCUUUGCUGGCAUCGCGUCUCUGUAUCAGACUCUGGCACGAUUACCCCCAGGCUCAUAUCUUGCGGGUAUCUGGCGCCAAUCACUACUUAGAGAUCUCCUUUGGACUGUAAGAGAUGGGAGAAAGGUGUCUCCUCCACAGAAAUACCGAGUUCCAUCGUGGUCGUGGGCUUCAGAGGAACCAACCCAUACCCUGUCUGGGACAUUUGGCAUUGGCAAUAUCAACUUGAACGCGGAUCUCGAAGAGGACGAAGAGCCUUGGGUCCCUGCUGCAGAAGUCAUAGAAGCGUCGGUCCAGACAACUGGGCCAGAGCUUGGACCUGUUUCUGGAGGCCAUCUCAUCCUCCAAGGCCCACUGAUCAAAGCUCGACUCGUGCUCAAGGUUGAAGAUCUCACCGGUCAAUUUACACCUGAGCAGGCUGCAGAGUUUCUUCCAGGGGGGAAUUUGCGAUAUGUUCGAAACCUGGUGACUCCGACUACGGAGAAAAGUUCGGAUAUCGAUGACUUGGAAGUCUCUACAUCACCUUCCAAGGCUGAUCUCGAUGACGUUUUCCCGUUCGUUCCAUCCAAUGGGGAAAUGACCAUAUACCUUGGUGUUCUUCACUGCAGAGUGGACCUGGAGGGCUCUGCUGAGAGUUAUGCCUUGGCUCUUGUGAGAGGAUGCGAGAAGGGGGAGUAUCGGAGGAUUGGGUACGUCAAUGUUCAGAGGACUAUUAUGGGCUCUUGGAUAGACAAUCGGGACUGGGGAGUGUUUGAUCCUCUCACGGAUCAAGGAGAAUAUCUCAGCAAGGGUGACCAGCCCGGGAUGUAUAAUUAUCGUAUUGUCUAA